AUGCUGCAUCCGACAAGACGUCAAAAACAAUCAAGAAGAGCCUACAAAAUAAAUAAUAUAAAAGUUAGUAAUGAUGAUAUAUCUGCCCAUGAUGGUUCUGUCCAUAGUGAUUCUAAAGGAUAUGACGAUGAUCUGAAAGAUUACUUUGAAGUUAACAAUGGUUCUUCCCAUUAUAACUCUAUUGAUGAUAAAUUAGUGGAAAAUGAUAAUGCUACAAGCAUUAUAGAAAAACUUUCAGCAAAAGGGACUCUUACUUUACACACCUUUUGGGAUACCAAGAAACCUUCUGAAGAAAUUGAUGAGGAGCUGACUGAAGAGACUAAUGUAGAAGAAUCAGAUGAUGAAAUUGAAGAUUGCAAUUGGCAUAAUAAAAUUCAGUAUUUAACUUUACCUUUAACUUAUAAAUCUAAUUAUUUAAAAAUGAACGCAAGUGAGAUUGUUGCUAAUGCAGCAGGAAAAGGGGAUAUCAUACCAAAGUAUGAAGCUUUCUUUAGGAUAAGGACAUUAUUCUUUAAGUAA
Messenger RNA from Funneliformis caledonium, 519 nucleotides. NCBI's taxonomy places the organism in Eukaryota, Fungi, Glomeromycota, Glomeromycetes, Glomerales, Glomeraceae. The record is from the annotation of a GenBank genome assembly.